Molecule: messenger RNA, 1138 nt
Organism: Prosopis cineraria
Lineage: Eukaryota; Viridiplantae; Streptophyta; Magnoliopsida; Fabales; Fabaceae
Product: zinc transporter 5-like
Exons: 3
Coding region: 30-1073 (347 amino acids)
Biological process (GO): zinc ion transmembrane transport
Cellular component (GO): plasma membrane
Molecular function (GO): zinc ion transmembrane transporter activity
Source: RefSeq, a predicted model, not a curated record
CAGUUUCUUCUACAUAAUUUUCAAACUCCAUGAGGAGAUCAAGCACCAAAAUUAUCCAGUUCUUCAUCCUUCUCGUUCUCGUUUUUCCAUCCCUAGUUGUUUCUGAGUGCACAUGUGAAGAUGAAGAAGAAGAUCGUGACAAAGACAAGGCUCUCAGGUACAAAAUAGGAGCUAUAGUUUCCAUACUAGUUGCCAGUACGAUCGGAGUUCUGAUUCCGGUUUUCGGAAAGUUUGUCCCGGCGUUAAGUCCCGACAGGGGCAUUUUCUUCCUGAUCAAAGCCUUUGCCGCCGGCGUGAUUUUAGCCACUGGAUUCAUUCACGUGCUUCCCGAGGCGUUUGAGCGCUUGACUUCUCCUUGCUUGAGCAAUCAUGUGUGGGAAGACUUUCCCUUCACUGGUUUUGUGGCUAUGUGUACUGCCAUGGGAACCCUAAUGGUGGAUGCUUUUGCCACUGCGUAUUUCAAGAAACUUUAUGCAGAGAAAGGGAAGAUGGAAGCAAGAGGAGAUGACGAGGAACGCAUUGAACAUGAAGGACAUGUUCAUCUUCAUGCUCAUGGAACACAUGGACAUUCACAGGGAUCUAAUUCUCUACUCCUUCGUCAAAAAGUCAUAUCACAGGUAUUAGAGCUGGGCAUAAUAGUGCAUUCAGUGAUCAUAGGGAUUUCUUUGGGAGCAUCUCAAAGUCCAGAAACUAUAAAGCCUCUAUUUGCUGCUUUAACCUUUCAUCAAUUAUUUGAGGGCAUGGGCCUUGGAAGUAGUAUCACACAGGCUCAAUUCAACAACAAAACUAUAGCAACGAUGGGACUUUUCUUUGCUCUGACAACUCCAAUUGGAAUAGCAAUUGGAAUAGGAAUUACAAAUGUGUAUGAUGAGAAUAGUCAAACUGCUCUUAUUGUUGAGGGCAUUCUUGAUGCUGCAUCAGCUGGAAUCUUAGUCUAUAUGGCACUUGUUGAUUUUUUAGCUGCCGAUUUCAUGAGUGACAGAAUGCAAAAACACAUUCGUCUUUUGCUUGGAGCCUCUAUUUCUUUACUGUUAGGUGCUGGUUUGAUGUCUCUUUUAGCCAAGUGGGCUUGACACUUGUAAUUUUUUCAUGCCUUUCUUUUAAUUAGUUGAUGCAUAGUGAAAACAUUUACUAUUUC